Hypomesus transpacificus is the source of this 2742-nucleotide messenger RNA. RefSeq names its product aprataxin and PNKP like factor (gene aplf). Bases 536 to 2020 code for a protein of 494 amino acids. Gene Ontology annotation, cellular component: site of double-strand break; nucleus. NCBI's taxonomy places the organism in Eukaryota, Metazoa, Chordata, Actinopteri, Osmeriformes, Osmeridae. Gene Ontology annotation, biological process: double-strand break repair. Gene Ontology annotation, molecular function: 3'-5' exonuclease activity; protein binding; DNA-(apurinic or apyrimidinic site) endonuclease activity. The transcript has 10 exons. The record is from RefSeq and is a predicted model, not a curated record.
AGUGUACAUGUAGAAAAAACAAGCAACCGUAAAAUAAAAAUAUAAGAUUAACUAAAAAAUAGAAUACAACAGUUCGGCUAUUAUCUACAUUGUUGAAAUUAUUAUGGUGGGAUCUCCUUGUUGCAGUGCUGUACUAGACCAACAGAUGUCCCUCCAAGGCAAAGUGCAUUGUCAGAUAGACAGAUACUGUAAUUAAGAAGGAUGUAAAAGUUACACAUUGUAGCAACCCAGGGGACUUGAGGGCCCGAUAUACAAUAAAAUAAGACUCAGACACGGGGGGUUAACAUAAAUUGGUCUUUACUAAAGAGGGUCAGGGUAAGGGUAGGGGGACAAACUUUAAAUUAGGGGUCUUCCCGUCCGGGGUCUGUGGUCCUUCAAGGAGUGUGGUUCUGGGGGGGUCAAAGCAGAGGGAAAGGUUAGUUGCAACACUCCUCCAGGGUUGUCUCUCUGGUUCUCUCCCUCCCCUGCGGCCUUGGGCUGGCUCCUUUUAAGCCCUCGCCUGAUUGUCUGGUGGGCUCCAGGUGUGACCAGUGCCAUGUGCCCAGUGGCUGCAGCACCUCAACAGGCAGGUAGACUCCUUCUAUCACCUCCCCCAAUCGAAGUCGAUGGGCCCGCCUUCAGGGCCGGAUUGGCUGGUCUGACUCCCCUGGUUAGUGACAAAAGAGUCUCCAGACACCAUGGGAUGCUUGAAAACCUGGAUGGGCAGUUGCGCAUCAAACCGACCCACCUCAACCCCUGCUUUUGUCAGUCCUCGUUGGACGAUUCCCCUCAACCCCUAGACAGGAACCAGUGGCACACACUUAAAGACGGCGACAUCUUCUCCCUCCUCCCUGGGAAAUACAUGUAUAAAGUUGUGGCUGUCGAUGGGGACAAUGGCACACUCAGAAACAGUCAAGGCUAUAACGAGGAUUGCAACAAGUCACCUCUCUAUCCUGAGCCAAGUAAUGAGCAAGCUCAUCCCACCAUGCUUCAAGGCAAGACAUCCACACCACGCUCACCAGAAAAAGUACCAGAGACACUAACAGCAACCACAGCCAAAAAGGAUGACCCAUUUGUCCAAGACCCAACACUAAACCAGACCAAGUCAGGGAUUUUAGAGGAGAAAGAAGAGAAACCAGAACCAAAGAAAAGAGUGUUACCUGCCUGGAUGAUGGCAGGUAUCACAACUCCCAAGAGCCCUUCAACCCCAAAAGGCUCUGGAAAGCGAGCCAGGGGAACAUCGAUCUCAUCGGCAAGCCGGGUUGCGGCAGCAUCAAAGCAGGGCCGGGCCACGGAGCCCAUCUCUGGGGAGGAGUCGGAACACAGCGAAGUGGAGCAGCCCAGAAAGAGGACAAAGAGGAAGAAGAGUGAGGAAGAUGAGGUGGAAACAAUUGCUGCUCCUCAGGCACACAAAGCCAGGCUGGAUAUCAACAAAGUGGAGGAUGGUGAAGAGUCAGACAACUUAGACAUGGAAGCAGAAGAUGAUGGAAAGAAAAAAGGAGACGGAGCCACACCAACAGGCAGCAGCUCAACGUGUAGAGUGAAACCCAGUGAGCCGGAAAGUGGUCAGAGGAUGAAGCGAAGGGGGUCAAGCCCAGAGUCUGGCCGUGGCGCAGCCAAAGCCCAGCCUAGAACACACUGCCCCUAUGGAAAGGAGUGUUACCGGAAAAAUCCACUUCAUUUCCAAGAAUUCAGUCACCCUGGCGACAGUGAUUAUGAGGAAGAUUCAAAAGAAGAGGAAGAAGAUGAUUCAGAUCGUCCAGAGUGUCCCUAUGGAAUUGACUGCUAUAGGAAAAAUCCACUUCACAGAAAAGAAUACAGACACACUACAACGAGAGCAAAGAGGACCGUACAGAAAAAUUACAACGAUAAUGAGGAGGAAGAGGAUAACUCCGGGGAUGACGACAGUUUCAUCAACGACGAAAGUGAGGACAUGGAUGAAGACUCUGACUAUGUCCCACCUGACUCGGACGACAGUACAAAGGAAGACUUAAAAAGACUCAAGAAAGAAGCCAUGGCAUUUGUAAAAAAAACAAAAUAACUUUACAUUUUCUUUCUUUUAUUUUUUUGUUAAAUCCAAAAUAAACAAUUAGAAGAUUCCAUACUUGCUGUUUGAUCUGUGCUUUCGUUUUUCCACAAAGACUCCCUCAUUCACUCAACAAAACAAAAUAAACAACUUAACAGGUUGAAUGAGGACAGUUGCUCUUGUUACAUUGCUUUCUAUUCACUGGAAUACCAUCAGUAGAAAAAAGCUUUUUGAUGGUACGUAUAUUUAUUCUUUGACAUUCUUUGACUAGAAUGCUCAUUUAAUAUUUUACAUUAUAAAACCUAACUUGACAUUUAUUUGGCAUUCAUAGCUAUGUAAGUACACAGUAGACCUGGGUUAAAUUGAGUAAGUGGAUGCAGUGAAUAUGUAGGUUGUGUAAGCAAAAACUAGAUUUUUGAGACAUUUCCCCUGCCCUCCCCCAUACUUUCCUUUAUCCAUUAUAUAGCCAGUGACACUGAAUUAUAACACCAUGUGAUGUUUUUGCAGCUGGAAUUUAUGACAAUGUUGUUACUGCAUACACUGAAUUACACAAUAACAUGCAAACCUGGUGAAUAGGCUUUUUACCUUUAUCUACUUGCAUAAAUUAAGUACAAUCUGUCUUUACAUAGAAUGCUUUGGGGAAAACCUUAACUGGUGGUCCAACUUGUUUAGAUUCUUGUAACUGUUUUCAUGUUUUGUUGAAAUACCAUGCAAAUAAAAUUCCAUCUCUCUUGUAA